Messenger RNA from Hyaloperonospora brassicae, 1302 nucleotides. Lineage: Eukaryota; Oomycota; Peronosporomycetes; Peronosporales; Peronosporaceae. The record is from the annotation of a GenBank genome assembly.
AUGAGUCUCCACCUGCCCAAGCACCACUGGGGUACUCGAGGCAUGGAUGUGUACGAGAAGCUCGAGUGUAUUGGGGCUGGCACCUACGGCCAAGUCUACAUGGCCAAGGACAAAGCGACGGGCGAAGUCGUGGCCAUCAAGAAGAUCCGCAGUCUCAAUGAAGUUCAAGGCCUGCCGGUGACUACGAUUCGAGAGAUCAAAGUGCUCAAGUGUCUGAGUCACCCGAAUCUCGUGGAACUGAAGGAAGUCGUAGUGUCAGCUGAAAACGACGAUGACGACGCCGAGUUUACAGACAAGGACGAGCCUCUGGACUAUUGUCAUGGAUCAAUUUAUUUGGUGCUGGAGUACCUUGAACACGACUUGACGGGUCUUAUCGAUCGACAGCAUCCAUUUGACGAUACUGAGAUCAAGUGUCUGAUGAAGCAGUUGCUCAAUGUCAUGAAGUACAUGCACUCCCUUGACAUCAUCCAUCGAGACAUCAAGUGCUCCAAUUUGCUGAUGACUAGAGAUCAUUUGCUCAAGGUGGCCGACUUUGGUCUAGCCCGUUCCUUGCGCGGAGACCAGCUGUUCACGAACAAGGUCGUGACGCUAUGGUAUCGGCCGCCAGAGUUGCUUCUGGGUGCCACGAGUUACGAUGCUAGUAUUGAUAUGUGGAGCGUCGGUUGCGUCUUUGCCGAGCUGUAUAUUGGACACCCGAUCUUUCAGGGCAAGACGGAACUCGAGCAAAUUACUAAGAUUUUCGAUGUUUGCGGAACUCCGACCACCGAAUCGUGGCCUGACUACAAGUUCUUGACGCACAGUAGCACAUUUGUUCCCGAGAAGCCCAAGCCCAGGCGGCUGCGUGAGUUCUUGAUGCGCGAGGCAACUGCGCGCAAGAGGAUACUACCUAAGGGUGCUCUCGAGUUGAUUGAGGCUCUUCUUGUGCUGGACCCGGAGCAGCGAUUGACGGCUUCAGACUGCCUGACUGCGCAGUAUUUUAAAGUUCGUCCCUACCCUCCAGAAGAUCCGAAAAAGUUGCCUCCUAUCACCAAUCUGCCGCCGUCACACGAAUAUCAGACGAAGAAGAUCCGUCGUGAACAGGCAAAGCAGCUGAACGGUGGAGGGGCAAACAGUCAAAGCAGCAACAACACAGGGGCUGGAGGUGGGCGUAACUCACGGCCCACCAGUAAAUCGGUGACGGGUGGUGGAGGUCGCUCGAGACAGAGUACCGCGCGAGAUGUGGCAGAAGUGCCUGUGAAGACCGAGGUGAAAAGAGAGGAAGACUCGGUGUUGUCAGCCAAAAAGAGGCGGCGUAUGGCGUGA